Messenger RNA from Ostertagia ostertagi, 3078 nucleotides. The record is from the annotation of a GenBank genome assembly. NCBI's taxonomy places the organism in Eukaryota, Metazoa, Nematoda, Chromadorea, Rhabditida, Trichostrongylidae.
AUGGCUGCUGGCGGCGUCGACGGCGCCAGCUCAGCGACCGUCACCUCCGCACGAUCCGAAUCGAAAGACGGCUCGAUGACGGCGGAAGGCCACAAUGUCGACGCGAACCUACUCGGAAUAGGUCGUGAUCACGGCCAUUACUUCGCUAAGAAAACAUUUGGCAAACCCACAUACUGCCAUCAUUGUUGCGAUAAAAUAUGGGGUAUGCUCACGCAAGGAUACGCAUGUGAAGUGUGCAAUUUUGUGUGUCAUGAGAAAUGUUUGAAAACCGUUGUCUCCUACUGCAGUGGAGUGGCUCUGCAACUAAUUAAGAAUCCGGUUGCGCACACAUGGUCCCAGCCAGGCUUGAUCAAGCGGAAGUUCUGCUGCGUGUGUCGUAAGCGGACGGAUGAGGCAUUGUCACUGGAAUGUGAAGUUUGCGAGUACUACGUUCAUGUGGAUUGCUCUGAUUUGGCUGUAUCCGACUGCAAAGAGGCUGCUACUUAUGUGCCAAAUUUGGAUUUGACGACACAUGAACAAUUUCAUCACAUGCGAGAAGGAAAUCUACCAAAGGACAGUAAAUGUGUGGUAUGCAAGAAAAGCUGCUGGUCGGCAGAAUGCCUUGCUGGCAUGCGAUGCGAGUGGUGCGGACAGACGGCUCAUGCUGUUUGCUAUCGUCAAAUGUCGAAGGAAUGCGAUUUCGGGGUGUUACGGAAGAUUAUGCUACCUCCGUCGUCGUUGACGAUACCGCGGACGGAACUUCCGAUGGAGCAACUACUGGCGAUCACUGCUAACGAUCCCCCACAGUCGCGUAAGGUGUCUUCGCCAUCAAAAAUUCAAGCAGAUGACGUGUCAUCGUCGGGUGAAGAACUGAAAGAACGAGAAGACUCGGAAAUAUUACGAGUUUUUGAUGGCAAUUCGUCGCUUCGUGCUCAAGUCUGCAGAACGGCCAGCGUCCCCAAGACUGCCACUGUUCAACAGAUUCGCGACACUGCUCUUCGACGUUUCCAUAUCACUGAUAAUCCAGACAACUACUAUGUGACACAAGUAGUCAGCGAUGCAGGUGAGGAGGAAACACUAGAGGAUCCCGUGCCGUUGCGGAACGUGAAGCGGCCCGAAGGACGACGUGCACAGAUAUUUCUUAGGUACAAAGAUGAUCCCGACAAGGAUGUUGUUAAGCUAUACGGUGGUUGGUUGAGGGUUCCUGUGACGUUCUGCACGCUAACUGUAAAUAAAGAUACAUUGGUCCAAGAUGCUCUCGCAGACGCAUUGGAAAACUUUGGCCUCGAUCCAACAACCUGGAACAGUAUCACUGGAUCGUGGUGUUGCCGAGCGAACAUGCAAUUUCCAAGAGAACAUGCUGCAACUUGUUCGGAAUCUUCGCAAGGAUCCUUACGGGCGACUAGCGUGGUGCGUUUAUGUACAAGAAAAAGAAGAUCACAUGAUCAUGCCUGUAUUCGUUCGGAACCUCCUGUAUCACUUGCGCAACGACAUAUGAUACAAAAACCUUUCACCGCAAUAGGACCGAUUUACUUCGAAUACGGUUCACUUGUGAUCACUUUCAACACACCCAAAGCAGCAACAGCUGCUGUGCAACGUCUUCAAAACGCGAUCUAUGAAGACAAGAAGCUGAUCGUUCUAUGCCUUCCUAACGUGCAGCCCCACAUGCUGCCGCCCGAUUCGGAACCAUUACUGGUACUGGUCAACGUGAAAAGCGGUGGUUGUCAAGGAACAGAGCUUAUCCAAUCUUUUCGCAAACUUCUUAAUCCUUUUCAAGUAUUUGAUGUGCUGAAAGGUGGACCACUUGUUGGGCUUUACGUAUUUCGGAACAUUCCAAAGUACAAGAUCCUUGCGUGCGGCGGUGAUGGCACGAUAGGAUGGGUGCUUCAGUGUCUGGAUAUAGCUAAGCAGGAUGCUGCCUGUUUCUCUCCUCCAUGUGGUAUUGUUCCAUUGGGAACAGGAAAUGAUCUCGCCAGAGUUCUGCGCUGGGGUGGUGGAUACACUGGAGAGGAGAAUCCACUAGACAUUCUCAAGGACGUCAUAGAAGCUGAUGAAGUACGGCUGGAUAGAUGGGCAGUAGUUUUUCAUGAGGAAGAACGCAGUCAGCCUCCAAAUCAGGAUGCUGCCUGUUUCUCUCCUCCAUGUGGUAUUGUUCCAUUGGGAACAGGAAAUGAUCUCGCCAGAGUUCUGCGCUGGGGUGGUGGAUACACUGGAGAGGAGAAUCCACUAGACAUUCUCAAGGACGUCAUAGAAGCUGAUGAAGUACGGCUGGAUAGAUGGGCAGUAGUUUUUCAUGAGGAAGAACGCAGUCAGCCUCCAAAUCAGGCGUCUGCUGCAAAUCCAGCUGAAACGGAUCAAACGAUGAGCAAUCCCGAGGACCAGACAAGCAUGAUCAUUAUGAACAACUAUUUCGGAAUUGGUAUUGACGCGGAUGUGUGCUUAAAAUUCCACAAUAAGCGUGACGCUAAUCCGGAAAAGUUCCAAUCCCGGUUGUUCAACAAGACGCAGUAUGCAAAAAUAGGCUUACGAAAGAUGUUCUUCGAAAGGUCCUGCAAAGAUCUGUGGAAGCGCAUUGAAGUCGAGGUUGAUGGCAAACCUGUUGAACUACCGAACAUUGAAGGCAUAGUCGUUCUGAAUCUGUUGAGUUGGGGAAGCGGUGCUAAUCCCUGGGGUACUGCCAAAGAAGAAAGCCCAUUCCAAAAACCGACACAUUACGACGGUCUUCUGGAGGUGGUUGGCAUUUCUGACGUCUCACGUUUGGGUCUCAUACAGUCGAAACUAGCCGCUGGUACCCGCAUUGCUCAAGGAGGAAGUAUUCGCAUAACUACACAUGAAGAAUGGCCUGUGCAAGUAGACGGCGAGCCUCACAUACAGCCUCCGGGUACCAUUACUAUCCUGAAAUCCGCGUUAAAGGCGCAAAUGCUCAAGAAAGCGAAGAAAAGUCGUCGUGGUGCAACGUCGUCACAGGUUCGAGCUGUGGCCAGUGAAGGCUCACCGUGUGGUCCAUUGGGUGUACCGUCGUCGUUGGACGCCGCCCAUGGCAAAUCGACGCCUGAAGCGCUCGGCGAUUCUGACGAGGAGGGUGACGCAUUCCUCUGA